Symbiodinium sp. CCMP2456 is the source of this 1644-nucleotide messenger RNA. The record is from the annotation of a GenBank genome assembly. NCBI's taxonomy places the organism in Eukaryota, Dinophyceae, Suessiales, Symbiodiniaceae.
AUGGACACCUUCGCACUCUUGCAUCGAAUUACAGCGCAUGUAUUUGGCCAACUGGGUGGAGCUGUCUUGAAUGGAAUUGAAGAAGUGAUGACGAAGACCGGUCUUGCUGCAGCUCAAGAUCUGUGUGAACACUUACUGCAGCAGGCUUCGCGGCCGUACUUUGACAUGGUGUCCCUGUGGGUCUAUGAGGGGCAGCUACAAGAUCCGUAUGGUGAGUUCUUCGUGUCUGAAAGCUCUCGAAUCCGUGAUGAGCGAACUGGCGGUCCAGCAGCGGAUUUCUGGCAGAAGCACUUCACCUUGGAUGAGAGGGCUGUUCCGCAGUUCUUGGCAUCUGGCCGGGAACGUAUUCUUCAUGCAGGAAAGUACCUUCACAUCUAUUUUUCGGCAGCUGGCAGACAACUGGCAGAGCCAGCAGGAGGACGGGCACCCUUCCGCUACUCCCGGAGCCGGCGAGAUUAUGCCGAGGCCAUAGAUGUGGCAUACCGGCGUGCAGCUGCAGCUUUACUUGAUCUGUUCAUGAAGCCGCAGCCGGAAGGCCUGGACCUUCUGGGUCGGCUGAAGUCCCUGCGCCACUUCUUCUUCCUCAGCAAGGCGGACUGGUUCGGACACUUCUUGGAUACCGCUGGAGAGCUGGAACGGCCUGCAGAAGAGAUACCAUUGGCCCGGUUGGAUGGCCUUCUUGAUUUGGCUGUGCGUGCGUCCUCUUUGGCUACCGACCCAUAUCGUGAAGACAUCUCCUGCGGCCUCCAUUCCUUUCGCGUGGAGGACGCAUGCCACAGAAUGGUAAAAGGAUCCGCUGAAGAUCCGGACAAGGAUGAAGCUUCCAUCUCGGGGGUUGCUGCCUCUGCACCUUCGGCAAGUGUCGGGAAUGAUGGCUCUGGCGUGAAAUGCUUGACGCUGAAGUACCGUACUGCUUGGCCUCUUUCAAUUCUGUUCUCUCGCACCAUCUUGUUGAAGUACCAGGUCAUCUUCCGACACCUACUCUACUGCCGCUACGUUGAACGGAAGCUUGUGGAAGUCUGGGUGGACCAUCAAUGCACCAAAGAGCUGGGCUUGGACUCUAGUUUCAGCCCGUACUAUUCUCUUCGGCAGCGGAUGCUGCACUUCUGCCGUGACUAUAUAUACUAUGCCACAGUGGAAGUGUUGGAGCCGAAAUCGCAUGAGUUCCUGGCAACACUGCGCCAAGCGGAGACAAUCGAUGACGUGCUACAUUGUCAUGAAAGUUUUCUGGAAGCCUGCCUGCGCGAAGUUGUUCUUACGGAGAGAGACCUCUACAGGCAUCUCUCGAAAGUGCUACAAACAUGCUUGACCUUCGCUCACAAUCUGCGGAGGUUCUCGCACAGCAUUGGGGUGGAGCCGUUGGAAGAGCCAAUGGAUGGGAAGACUCCUGCAGAGAGAAGGCUGGCAAAGGCGCGACACAGCACGCAGCGUUAUCUAUCCCUUCUAUCACAGAGGCACUAUUCGAAGAUGAUGGCUAAAUGGAAGACCAUUUUCGAAAGCCAGCUGCAAGCAUUUCUGCGUCAGAUCCAGCAAGAGUCCAAAGCUCGGUAUGAGCACUUCCUGAGCAACUUGGCGACACGCCUUGACUACAACGACUACUACUCCUCGGUGCUGACAGGCCAGCCUGACAUGCCACCUCCGUGA